Molecule: messenger RNA, 381 nt
Organism: Didymosphaeria variabile
Lineage: Eukaryota; Fungi; Ascomycota; Dothideomycetes; Pleosporales; Didymosphaeriaceae
Gene: rpl35
Product: 60S ribosomal protein L35, L29
Exons: 5
Coding region: 1-381 (126 amino acids)
Biological process (GO): translation; maturation of LSU-rRNA from tricistronic rRNA transcript (SSU-rRNA, 5.8S rRNA, LSU-rRNA)
Cellular component (GO): ribosome; cytosolic large ribosomal subunit
Molecular function (GO): structural constituent of ribosome; mRNA binding
Source: RefSeq, a predicted model, not a curated record
AUGUCGUCCAAAGUCCCGCCGCAGAAGACCGCUACCCUGUGGAACAAGUCCAAGGAGGACUUGAGCUCCCAGCUCCAGGACCUCAAGUCCGAGCUCAUCGCGCUCAGGACCUCCAAGGUCACCGGCGGCUCGACCAAGCUCACCCGCAUUCAUGAUGUCCGCAAGGGCAUUGCUCGCGUCCUGACCGUCAUCAACGCCAACCAGAGGGCACAGCUCCGCCUCUUCUACAAGGGCAAGAAGUACACCCCGCUCGACCUCCGAUCCAAGAAGACGCGCGCCAUCCGCCGAAGGCUCACACAGCACGAGGCCUCGCUCGUCACCGAGAAGGCGAAGAAGAAGCAGACCCACUUCCCCCAGCGAAAGUACGCCGUCAAGGCAUAA